Cuscuta europaea is the source of this 2448-nucleotide messenger RNA. The record is from the annotation of a GenBank genome assembly. NCBI's taxonomy places the organism in Eukaryota, Viridiplantae, Streptophyta, Magnoliopsida, Solanales, Convolvulaceae.
UUGAGCAUGACGUGCCAUCUUAUUUGUUUUCUGCGAGACAAAUAAUUAAACCUACUACCCUUACCUACUCUCCCCCUUCUCCCACUAUCAUUCAUCAGGUGACCAGAAAUGAAAGUUUAGUUUUUUGUUGUUUGUUCUUUAACUUUCUGGUCCAUAUAUUACCCACAUGCAUGAUAUAUGUGCGUACCAUCAAACUUGUUUAAUUUAAUCGCCAGUUUUCUGAUGUGGUCGGGUUCGUUCGCCCUAACUUUGUUUUUGUGUUUUUAAGGAUUUGGUUGUGUUUGUUUUCAUGUUUAACUGUUUCAAGAUUUUGCUGUUUGGGUUUGUUUUCGAUCUGUUGCUGUUUGGAAUUAUUGGGAAAAGUCUUUUAGUUUACACCUCUCCUCUCCAUAUAUAUAUAAUAAGCUAGCUGCACAGGUUGUUGGGUAGGUUUUAAUAUCCACCCUAAGCUAAGUUUAGGGUUUUCACCUCUUAGAUCAUCUGGUCUGGUACUGCAGUGUUUGAAGAUAGCUAGUGAGGAUAGAGAUGAGAAGUAUGGAUUUGUAGAAGUUCUUCUUCCAAUAGUUCAACACCUUUUCAUGUUAUUCAAACAGUCUUCCUGGUCUUGCUAGCUAGCUCCUUCAGUCCAAAUUAGGAUCAUAGGUGGUGUUGGCGAAAAGGAUGGAUUCGAUCAGCUAUGGUUUCGAAGAAAGAGGGUUUAUGUUUUCGGAGAGCGGUUUCGAAUUACUACCAAAUGAUACCACCUUCAUAAGGAACACAAAGUCCUUUUACCAAAUUGAUGAAAGUGUGAAUGCUCAUAAUCAUCAUCAUCUUCAUCAUCAUGACAACAAUGAAGUUGAAGAGUUCAUGGACUUCGGCUUAGGGGAUAUGCUUCAAAAGUCACCACCAAUUCCAAGUGUAUGUGAUGAUCCAUGCUUGUUUAGGGUUUCAAGUGGCGAGAAGAUCGACAAUAAUAAUGAUAAUAAUGAUAACAAUAAUAAUAACAGUGGUGAUGAGAUAUUAUUAUCUACAUUACCUAGCACUAUUAUUAUACCAGAUCCGAAUCAUCCAACACUAUCAGAAGAUAUAGAUGCAUGGCGGCUUCAAGUGCCGUUCGGUUUGGCAUCAGAUCAUCAAACCCCGCUAUUCCCAGUUUCAGAUUAUGAAUCUGAUCACACAGGUCCAAUCUUCCAAGUGGGGCAUGAUUGUGAUAAGGGAUUCUUAUUAGGAGAUAAUAAUAAUUUCAAGAAAGUGAAAAGUCUUCAUCAAAGGUCAAAGGAUAGUUCAUCAAUGGAAGCUGCUGCUGCUGAUGAUGAGACUUCUGUGGUAGUGAAAAGGCCGAGGAUCAGUACAAGUACUAAUUCCCAGCAGCAGCAGACUUCUGUUGGAAUUGUGUGCCAAGUUCAUGGCUGUUUCCGGGACCUGAGCUCAUCAAAAGAGUAUCAUAAGAGGCAUAGAGUUUGUGAUGAACACUCUAAGACUGCUAAAGUUAUUGUUGAUGGCAUUGAACAACGGUUUUGUCAGCAAUGUAGCAGGUUUCAUUUGCUGCCAGAAUUUGAUGAUGAUAAACGAAGUUGUCGUAAGAGCCUUGCAGGCCACAAUGAACGGAGACGAAAGCCUCAGUUUGAAAGUCCCCAUGCUAUGACAGGUCAAAGAUUCUUUGGCAUGAAUGCACAGUCAACGCACUAUUUCUUACCGGAACUGCUUCCUGUCAAUUACUUUGGUCAAGAAAACUACGAAUUAGAGAGCAAUGGUAAUAAACCAAUGAAGAAAUCGGACGAGAAGCACAUUUCUUUCUCCACCUUAGAACUGCCACAAUCAGCAGGGCAUUUAUUUGCCAAGGACCUCCCUAAUCUACAUGCAGAUUCUCUUCCGGGAAUAAGCCAUCAUGUUUCCUUCCUCAGAAACUUGGCCAAUAAUCAUUCAGGGACAAGCACUUUAAAGAGCUUGACAGGAGAUGGGCUAUUACCCGGAGUCAUUGAAAUGGAAGGAAGUUAUUGUCAUGCUUUUGAUAAUAGUCUGGGUAUUUAUUACGAAACUGAAACAGAUGAAAGUUUCCAAUCUACUGAAAGUGGGAAGACCAUUGAUUUGCAGCAGUUAUCAACACAUCUCCAGAGAGUUGAGCAGCAAAGAAAGCUCUGCUCAAGUGAAGCCGCUAGAGAAAUGGAAUUUCAUGCCCUGGAAACUUAGGAAGGUUUUUGUACUUCUUGUCCCGUUUAAGGAAGGGGAGAGUGAUAAUGAUGAUGGAUUGUGUUAAGAAUGGUUUUUGUGUGAUUUCCUCUCCUAUACUCUUCAACCAAACAAUAUGAUAAUGUAUGUUUGGACUUUGAAUCCUGGAAAAUACCUACAAAGAAAUGAGAGAAGAAUCUAUAGUAAGGUAUGUUUUUCAAGUCUUUUGAAUAGAGAAAAUUAACUAAUGAUGACCCAAUGAGAGUGCCUUUGUGUGUUGAGUUUUACACAACAUUAUUC